AUGAAUGCAACAUGUUUCAGAAAGGAUCCAAACUGCGCGAGGCCAUUUGAAGGAUUGAAAUUCAUAGAUGUUGGCUGUGGAGGGGGGAUUUUAUCUGAGCCUUUGGCUCGUAUGGGUGCCACUGUUACAGGAAUUGAUGCUGUUGAAAAGAACAUCAAGAUUGCACAACUUCAUGCGCAUUUGGAUCCUAUGACUUCAUCAAUUGACUACCACUGCACAACAGCUGAACAAUUGGUGGAAGAGCAGAGGAUAUUUGAUGCUGUACUUGCACUGGAGGUAAUUGAGCACGUGGCAGAUCCUUGUGAUUUCUGCAAAUCCUUGUCAGCAUUGACCAGUUCUGGUGGAGCUACGGUUAUCUCCACGAUUAAUCGAUCCAUGAAAGCAUAUGCAACUGCCAUCCUCAUGGCUGAAUAUGUGCUACACUGGCUUCCAAGAGGCACACAUCAAUGGUCGAGCUUCUCGACGCCAGAAGAACUAGUCCUUAUUCUUGAGCGUGCCUCUAUUUCAGUCAAAGAGAUGGCUGGGUUUGUUUAUGACCCCUUGACUGGGAAAUGGUCCCUUUCUGAUGAUAUCAGUGUAAAUUUCAUCGCUUAUGGCACUAAGAACAGUGAAUAG
Molecule: messenger RNA, 615 nt
Organism: Striga hermonthica
Lineage: Eukaryota; Viridiplantae; Streptophyta; Magnoliopsida; Lamiales; Orobanchaceae
Source: the annotation of a GenBank genome assembly